UCCAUAUUUCGAGAGGAAACACAAGAUAUUAAAGAUCAGCUAGGCGAGAUGUAUCGUUUAAUAGAUGCUGGAUUUCACUCUGCUGGCGGUAAGUUAAAAAGAGGUUAUUUUUGCUUUCCUGGCUUUUUUGUGAAGGAAAUAUUAACUCAUGUAAUCUCAGAUAAGCAAUUCAGAUAUUUUCACAUAUAAUGAAGAAGCCUGCGUGAGUCAGUUGUGACUCGCAACAAAACAGUCCGCACUGCUCGGGGCGGAGUCUUCGUUCUGCUUACGGUGUACAAAUAAUGAAGCUAAAGUACUCAGAAACAAUACGCACAAUAUUAGUCAAACCUCAUUUACCGAAUUUAACAGCUUGUUCAUUGACAUGGAAGAAAACAGUGUUUUUUACGUGCGCGGUGUUUUUGCUACCUUUCUUUGUAACAAGCGGAGGUAUCACUAUAGCAGUCUUCUCUUUACCGGGGCAGGAUUAGCUCAGUCGGUAGAGCGCUUGACUGCAGAGCGAGAGGUCGUGGGUUUGAUUCCCGGGAGCGGACCAACACUCAGGGUCUUAAAAUAACUGAGAAAUGAAGGUACUGCCUUUGCCCUGCAAAUAGCUUGACCUUCGCGUGGCUCGGAUGACCAUGUAAAGUGGUGGUCCUGUCUCCAGUAGGAGACGUAAAAAUAGUGUCCUCAAUUAGUACUUUCGUGCUAAAUACAUUGACACUUAAAUAAAGUGCAUGUUUUUUUUUCUCUCUUCGCGUCUUUCUUUGUUUUCUGGCGUUCCUAAAAUUCAGGCUUGUUUUUGUCCUAAGCGAAUUUCCUAAUUGUAUUCUUGAUAUAAACUCACUCCUUCCGUGAUCUAAUCAUCUGACGGGAAGGCACACUUAACACUUAACAUCCUGAUCUUUUCAUUAGUUAUCUUACUUUAAAACUUCCCUUCUUCCACAACCACAUUUCAUUAAUCGCUUUUAUUCAGCAGUUCAUCUGACAAAUGUUUAUGGGGACAGCACAGCUGACAGCACGGGGCAUUUUGUUCAAUGGAUGCCUAUAAUACCACAGGCAUCCCAAGAAGUAGGCCUGGGUAUUAAAAUGACGGCAUUUAUUCCGCCACAUCCCACGAUGUAUGGAGGUAUUCCAUCAGCGCAAGAUUCCCUUAAUUCAAUUGCUCUCAGAUACUUUCAGUUUGUCGACCCUUCGAAGCCGGAGCAGAUGAAUGCUUACUUAGAGAAUCUGGAAAAGGUGCGGCAAGCGCUGUUUAAUCACAGGGAGUCGUCGGUAGCAUUGAAAAUCCUAAAGAAACUUUGGAAACAUUACCAUGCAGAUGAGUCAGAAGAAAUGGCAAGAGCAUUCAUUGAAGCGGAAAACAUUCUGAGAGAAUGUGGGCAAAUCGAGGAGUACAGUGCAUGUUCACGGCCUCGCACCAAUCAACAUGCAGGUUGGUGUAAGGGGAUUACGAGAGCGCGCGCGCACGUGUGUGUGCAGUAAUCGGGACGCUUACUUCUUAAGCCUAUUUUUUCCUAUGUCCGCUACGAUCUCUUAAAAGGUCCAACGAUAUUGCUGCGAUCGCUGCGAAAAAUCGAUCGUUGGGGUAAAAUUCAGUUCUACAAGCCAACAUACGGAAGUCUCCUUUCACAUAAUUUUCGCUUCCAAUAUUGAUUCCAAAGCCACAUUUUUUGAAAGAAAAGUGACAUAGAAGCUAAAAUCGAAUAUAUUAACAAUUUUGCUAAUCCGCAAAUUUGAAAUUAAAUAUAGUUUUUUACAUGAUGGUGAUUUUUUAUCGUAAGUGGUACAUUCCAAACUUAGCCUUGAGCUUAGUCCAGCUCAAUGACCGUAUUUAUUAUCAUCGAAUUUAAGUUCACCCGCUACUAUUUGUUAACAGUUAAGAAAGAAAUUGCAGAAUUUAUUUUAACUAUUUAAUUGUUUCUUUUUCUUAGCCACUGGUCCAGUAUCCUUGCAAAUCAACAACGUCAGUGAUCCACCUAAAAAGCAAGACUUGGUGAAUGAGGUUAGAGAGAAGUUUGCACACUUACGGAGACUACGCGAGGAUCUGCAGAACGCUGUUCUCCGAUUGAUCAUGACAAGAGAGGCCACUAUACAAAAGUUAAAGUCACUUGCAGUGCAUUUGAAAGACGUUGAGUCAGAAGUCCAUUCCAGGCAAUACAGAUUAGUGGCCACGCUCUCUGGGCUAGCCUCAAUCUCAGUAUAUUGUAUACCUAUCAUAGCCAGUAUAAUUGCAAUGAUAGGCAAAACCGAAUUUGAGGAAAUCCUGCGUAGUUUAGGGCUCAGUGAAGUGCAGGCGUCAAUUGAAGAGGAUCGCAAAGGUUGUUUGGAGCUUCAACAACAAUUUAAUUCCUUGGAAAACUUCAUAUCUACUCUGGCAGAGUUUCUUAUACCCCUGAAUGAUAACUUGGUUCUUCUUAAGGAAAUUGGUGAGAGUGGCUUUGAAUUCCUUUACAAGUGGAUAGCC
This is a messenger RNA of Porites lobata, 2443 nucleotides long. The record is from the annotation of a GenBank genome assembly. NCBI's taxonomy places the organism in Eukaryota, Metazoa, Cnidaria, Anthozoa, Scleractinia, Poritidae.